AUGACACAACUAAAGCCUCAAUCGCGCUUGUCGGCCGUCAAGUCCGGAACAGACGCUCUCAUCCGGUCCGACGCUCCGCACUUCCCGCGCACCCCAGACAUAACGCUGAACGUGAACAACCGCAACUCGCGAACGCACCCCGCGAGCUUCUAUGACGGGCACGAGUUUCAGUCCGUUGCGAACGUGCUGCUCCGCCUCGAGAAAGCCGGUUGCGAGGUCUGGGCCAUAGCGUUCAAUGGCAACACCCUCGAUGUGACCGUCAACGCUUACGAUCCGUACUGGCUCGACAAGUACGAUUCUUCACGGCCGGAUCCGCCUGACCGAGACGGCAGAGAGUUUCCAAGUCGUCUUCUGGAGUCAAUACCUCCGACUCGCUUGCCAGAAGAGUUCCGCAUUAUUGUAUUCAAAGACUCGCUUGCAUACCGGUUGGACUACAUCCUUGCCUACCCUACGCCCUAUCUUUGCCACAUCCCGCACUCUAUGUCACCCCUUUCCGGUUCAGAAAGCCCCGUUGAAGAUGAGGACCGCUAUGUUGGUCCUCAGGUCCCAGACAUCAAACUCAACAUCAACAAUCGCUAUAGCCUUACGAAGCCGUCUGGUUUCUACGACGCCCUUGAGCAAAUGUCCGUCGCCAACAUACUGAUCCGACUUGAGCGCGCCGGCUGCGAUAUCUGGUCGAUCGCAUUCAACGGGAAUACGCUCGAUGUUACUGUCAUAGCCUACGACGAUGACUGGUUUGAAAACUUCAACAAGACGCGUGGUGACAAGCCGCAUGAGGAGCAGACUUCCGCUGGUGCCUUGGAGCCAAGAGAGCAAGGAUUUGAAAUGGAAUGUUGGACCGAACUCCGACUGUGGCCACUUCACGACACUACCAGGGGUGACAGCGCUCACUAA
Messenger RNA from Trichosporon asahii var. asahii CBS 2479, 894 nucleotides. RefSeq lists its product as uncharacterized. Lineage: Eukaryota; Fungi; Basidiomycota; Tremellomycetes; Trichosporonales; Trichosporonaceae. The transcript is spliced from 5 exons. The coding region runs from base 1 to 894 and encodes 297 amino acids. The record is from RefSeq and is a predicted model, not a curated record.